UUCCUUCACGUGUAUCACCACUGUGGUAUGGUAGUAGCUGCUUGGAUUUGCGUUAAAUAUUAUCCAGGUGGCCAUGGUACUUUUAUAGGAUUAAUCAACACAUUCGUUCACUCAAUAAUGUACACAUAUUAUUUGCUGUCAUCUAUGAAAAUAAACAUGAAAUCGUGGAAAAAGCAUAUUACUCAGCUACAAAUGAUCCAGUUCUUCAUAGUAGCACUUCACAUCACCCAAUUAUUCUGGACGGAUUGCGAAUACCCGAAAUGGACAGCGUUCGUUCUGAUACCGCAAAAUGUCUUCCUACUUUUAUUAUUUGCAGAAUUUUAUUACUAUGCCUACGUUAAGCCAACGAAUUCAGCAACGUCAACGGAAUUGAAAGGGAACAGCGUCUCAUUCGACCCGAAUGACAAAGUAAAAAUAACAUAAAAAAUGAACGUAAUAUAUUUCCUGCUCGAUUGUCCUGUCUUUUUAUUUUACUACUACUGAUGUACCGGGACCAAAAUUAUACAUAAAUCUCGCUUGUAAUUUGAGAACUCGCGAUGAAA
Messenger RNA from Dinoponera quadriceps, 542 nucleotides. Its product is annotated as elongation of very long chain fatty acids protein AAEL008004-like. The annotation marks the transcript as partial. Gene Ontology annotation, biological process: fatty acid elongation, polyunsaturated fatty acid; fatty acid elongation, monounsaturated fatty acid; fatty acid elongation, saturated fatty acid. Gene Ontology annotation, cellular component: endoplasmic reticulum membrane. The record is from RefSeq and is a predicted model, not a curated record. The transcript has 2 exons. Gene Ontology annotation, molecular function: fatty acid elongase activity. Lineage: Eukaryota; Metazoa; Arthropoda; Insecta; Hymenoptera; Formicidae.